AUGAAGAUCAAGUGUACCUACGAAGAUUGCUUCAGGCAUUUCGACUCUCAUGCGGCAAUGAUCACCCACAAGGUCAAGGACAUCAAACAUAGCUAUUGCAAAGUCUGCGAUCUUGACUUCCAAGAUGACAUGCACCUUUUCAUCCAUCAACUUGGAACUCCCGCUCACAUCUGCUGCCCUGUCUGUGCUUUAGAGUUCAAAAGCAUUGCAGGCAGAGAUCGACAUGUUGAACAGAGCCACCGUACCGGGCAGAAUCUCAGCUGCGCCGGCUGCAACACCCGAUUCCAGUCUGCCGCAUCACUGAUGCAGCAUAUCGAGAAUGGCGAAUGCGAGAUCAUCGGCUCAAGAGAUUUCCAGAUGCAACGAGCCGAGAAACAAUUGCUGAAGGAGACAUGGGCCAAAGAAACCGAUCCCUACAACCUCUCUAGUCCAAUGGAAAGCCGAACCGCAGGCUCUGCCAGGAGCAGAAGCUUGAUGGAUAAUGAGGCUGAAAAUGCUGGUGGCGGAGUCUCUCUGUAUCAACCCGGUGUUCAUACCUCGGCAUCAUCAGAACAGCAUUUUCCACCGCUGGGUACGAAUCCCCCGAAAAGUCGAGCAAGUUCCAAAUCUCAAGUCACAACGAGCAACCUGAUCAACUUUGACGAACGAGCUAAUGACAUGGCACGACUCAGAAUAUCACAAUCGCGUCCGCAAGCUCGACCAUGGGACCCUCAUGCUGAACCUGCGCCAGCCCCGAGGGAGAACACAGCCAGCAUCCGGGACUGGCUCGGUUCAGUCAAUAGUAGAACAAACCCGCCAUCCGAUAAUCACAGCGAGGUCGCUUCGAUUUACGACCGUAAGGCAGCAGAGUCAGCGGUGUCUGAAAAUCAUGUCCCUCCCAGUCAGCGGGGCGGGCCAUUUGCAGUGCCCGGUGGAAGACAGGUUAUUACAAUGCCUGCUCACAGCAUCAUCACCAACACCAGCGGGAUCGACCUUGAGAAGUAUUGGGACUCGCUGCGCCAGGAGUAUAUGUGUCCAGGUGACAGAUGUCUUCGGGCUUUCAAGGAUCAGUUAGAUUUCAAGAACCACUUGCUCUCUUCGGCACAUGUGGGUGGGCAAGUGACCUGUCCGAGCUGCCUGAAGAAGUUUGCGAGCACGACGGCGUGGGUUGCUCAUUGUGAGAGUGCAAGUAAGAAGUGCGACAUUCGCAAGAGUGCCGACUUCAACAAUGUGCUGCGAGAAAUCACCGGUGGUGUUCUGGGAACCAGUGGCUUCUUAGGCGAUGGUACUGUCAAGUACGUCGCGCCAAGGAUUGAAGACUGGUGA
This is a messenger RNA of Exophiala spinifera, 1305 nucleotides long. RefSeq lists its product as uncharacterized. NCBI's taxonomy places the organism in Eukaryota, Fungi, Ascomycota, Eurotiomycetes, Chaetothyriales, Herpotrichiellaceae. Gene Ontology annotation, biological process: regulation of transcription by RNA polymerase II. The transcript has 4 exons. The record is from RefSeq and is a predicted model, not a curated record. Gene Ontology annotation, cellular component: nucleus. The coding region runs from base 1 to 1305 and encodes 434 amino acids.